AUACCACAGCACACCUUCAGGGGUCUAGUGGAGUCCAUGCCUCGACGGGUCAGGGCUGUUUCGGCAGCAAAACUGUGACCAACACAAUAUUGGGAAGGUGGGCAUAAUGUUAUGCCUGAUCUUUGUAUAUCCACAGUAUAAAACAUAAUUUAUAUCCAGCUUCUGACUGGUACCAUAUAUGGCAUUUAUCGUUUAAUAUGAAACACUGCUCAAACUUUCUGCUCAAACCUGCUGCAACUACCUCUAAUACUUCAAAGAAAUGAACCACAAUCAUAUCCUGUGCAAGAGCAGAGCAACAACAUAGAUGUAGCUGAAUUUACUAAAGAGCACCUGUACUUCAGCUGACUUUUUCAUAGAUGUAAAGAUCGCAGAAUCUAAAAGCCCUUAAUAUACAGCAACAUUACACUUACAAAAAUGCUUAAAGCGUUAAGAAAAACGUUUAAGAAAAAAAACCCUGCCAGGAAUAAAGAUGAUCAGUUUCCUCUUGUGAAAGACAUGCCAAUACAGCACGCAGAGACCUCUGAUGCAGGAGAACAGGAAAGCACAUUCGACUUCAGGAUGGCGUCUGGUUCAGGGGUUGAAAUGAGUGGCAAGAAAGAGCUUGAUAUUCUGAGAACAAUUCUGAGUGAACAAUCAAACCCUGAGGACAUUGACAAAGCAGCUGCAAAGCUGAAAAGCAGCUUCCCUCAAAACUGGCUCUGUGAGUAUCUUCAAGAAAUAGAUCAGUUUGUGGAAAACCACUUUCCCACACUACCAGUAGAGGGUCCACCAGGAUCUCAGUUAGAGCAGUUACAGGACUUUCUAAAGAGCACACAGAGCAAGAUAUGCUAUGAGGUGAUUCGAUUAACACCGGUACUGGAAGAUGCUGGGCUGCUAGUUCAUCUGACUGACAGUUACAGCCGUCACCUCUUUACCAAGUUGGACCUGCUGCUAAACAGAGAUCUGUCUGUGAAGGAGAUCUUCUGCUUAAUAAUGUGGGGAAAAGAUGUUUUCUUCAGCUCAGACUCAAAACUGAGAGUGUACGACCCACUGCUGUUGACAAGAUGGUUUGAGAGAGCAAAGCAGAAACUGAUUCUAGAACUACAGAAGGACAUCUCUAGGACUUUAGAGAACAUCCUGCACUAUGAUGAGCAACAGGGACAUAAUGAGGACUCAAUAAAUGAAGAAACAUUCAUAAGAGUUCACAUGGAUGUCACUCAGUGCCUGAAUCAUGCUAUUGUAGAUGCUAAAAAGUUUGGUCUGACCUUGAUGCAUGCAGUACAAAUACUCUGUAGUGAAGAGCUGCGUGGUUUUGCUCAGAAGUAUGUGGAUACUGAGAAUAAACGUCUAAAAAAACUAAAGUUCACUGAGAAGAACUCUGUGUAUCUGUUUCGGAUCAUCAACACUUGUAUGCAGCUCAGAUGUUGUGCUACACAAAUCAGUCCAGAUAAAAACAACAGCGAUGACGUCAAAAGCACCAUAAGCAUGCUACAGAAACUGGAACAUAAUGCUUUAUCCAUUGUACAGAAGAUCAUGAAAAGCUUAGCACAGGACAAUUUAAGAAGUUAUUUCAAGAAAAAGAAUGUGGAUAUUGAUAUCCUGAUGAAGGCAAUCCACGAGCAUUGUUCAUCUCUGCCUGAGACCGCCUUAGAGAUCAAAAAGAUCAUUGUGAAAAUAGCUUACGACUGUGUUUCCAAAGUGUACCUGGAAUGCCUGUUGAAGACAAAGUUCAGAAAGCUAGAGAAGCUUUGGGGAAAUGCUGAGGAAAAGAUAAAAGAGGAUGUUCAACGUUUUCACGAAACAUUCUCUGAACUGAAUGGCAGUGUUGCCCAGCAAAACCAGCUCCUUCAGAGAAUGAGUGAAGUUUUGCUUCACAGUGAUGUAGAUGCACUGAAGAUUACCUGUGGUGUAUUGUUUAGAGAUUUCCCACAUGAGAGUGAGCAGUAUGUACCUGGUCUGCUGCGCUGGAAGGGGGUGUUAUCAGAGCGACAGGUGAAGGAAGUACUGGAUGCGAUCCCGAACCCGACUCCAAAUCAUAGACAUGUCACCUGUUCUUUGGGCCUUUGUUUUUUUUCUUGUUAAUAGCAUGCUUCAAGAUAAAUGCCUCUGAACCUAUCAAUACCAUUGAUUUGAAUCAGUUUUGUAAAAUUCACCCAAGCCAAUUUGCAGAUCUGAAAUUUUAUUGCUGCUCAAGUAGAUUAAUAUUUUCAUGCAAAGACAUUUGGUAACACUUUAUUUUAAUGGUCCCCCAAUAGACAUUCUAAGUACUUUGCAACUACAUGUCAGCUUAUUCUACUUAACCCUAACCUAACAGUCUACUAACAGUCUACUAAUACUCUAUGAGUGUUAGUUGACAUGUAGUUGCAAAGUUACCUAUAGUUAGAUGAAUGUCUAAAAAAACGGACCAUCAAAAUAAGGUGUAACCCAACAUACUCUUUGUUCAGAUUUUGUUUAAUUGGAUCCCCAUUGUCCAGUUGCAAGAUUUAUGUGAAGGUUAGUUGGUAAAAGUAAGAUUUGGAGAAUGUUCUCCAAACAUUGUGCUAUUUCUGCCUUCUAGCAUUUAAAUCAGGGCUGCGUUUCUCAAGCAUCGUGAGCUAAGUUGAUUGUAGAGACUAUUGGUGACAAUGGUUAUAUGGUUUACUUGGGCUUAUGAUGCUCUUGGGAAAUGCAGCCCAACAAGGUCCUAGACCUUUUCAUUCACACCUGUCAACACAUAAUGCAGGAGUCAGAGCUACUCCAGUGACUUUAUCUCCCAGUCUGUCUGAAAUAAUAAUUAUAAUGCUUUUAAAUGUGGCCAACUAUAAAUUGAUGUAGAUAGAUUGUGCAAAAUGUCCACACUGACACUGUUUCCUCCUGGUAAAAUAAAUAAAAAAUUAAUUUGACUUGGUAAUAAGAUGCGUUUUUGAUAAUCCGAUCUGAAGUGUUCAAAGCUUAAUACGGGUGGAAAUUAAGUGAAAAAUAUACAUUUUUGAAAUGGAAAAGUUUGGGUAUCAUAUUUCAUCCAUCAAGUUUUAAUUCUUAUAUAGUAUGAUACAUAGGAGAAAAGUAUGAUAUAUAAGAGAAUAUAGAGCUCGUACUCAAUGAGAUAAAAAUGUAUUCGGUUUUAUUCAGAGGCCUAAACUGAGCAAAAUAUAUGCAAUUUAGUGCAGUUGCUGAUAUUAAUGUGGCCAAAAAGUAAGAUCAAAUUCUGAUAGCUUAAUGUAAAUCAGUGAGAUCCUUAUAACAAUGUAGCAGACUACUUAUAUAAAAAUUGCAUAUAAAUUUCACUCAAAACAUAUAAUGCAAUGCAAUUCAAUGACAACUGAGAGAUAACUGAGUUCCUUAAAAGCCUGAUGCAUCAUUGAUUGAGUUCUCACAUGUUCCUAGUUAUAUUAAUUAUCCCUGUAUGUAUUUCAGCUCUGAGUUUCCUUCAUUCUAAUGUCUGGUAUUGUCAGUGGUAAUGUGAUUGUGUUUGAUUUAUUCUCCUGUGAUCUCCUGGGUGUUCCUUGUUUAUUUUAUUAAAGGUCCCGUUUUUCGUGUUUUUUUGAAGCUUUGAUUGUGUUUAUAGUGUGCAAUAUAACAUGUGUUCAUGUU
Messenger RNA from Megalobrama amblycephala (Wuchang bream), 3552 nucleotides. RefSeq lists its product as uncharacterized. The record is from RefSeq and is a predicted model, not a curated record. Gene Ontology annotation, molecular function: SNARE binding. Gene Ontology annotation, cellular component: exocyst. The coding region runs from base 415 to 2061 and encodes 548 amino acids. The transcript is spliced from 11 exons. Lineage: Eukaryota; Metazoa; Chordata; Actinopteri; Cypriniformes; Xenocyprididae. Gene Ontology annotation, biological process: exocyst localization; exocytosis.